Amborella trichopoda is the source of this 1500-nucleotide messenger RNA. The record is from RefSeq and is a predicted model, not a curated record. Lineage: Eukaryota; Viridiplantae; Streptophyta; Magnoliopsida; Amborellales; Amborellaceae.
AUCGUUUCCUACCCCUUCUCCCUGCGCAUCACGCCUCUCGCUCUCUCUCUCUCUCUCUCUGUCGCUCCAUUGAAUUGAAAAUCGCCAUGCUCCCUCUCUCUCUCUCUACCACCCUUCCUCCGUCUAGCGCCCUUCAUUGAAAAUCGUUCUCUCUCUCUCUCUCUCUCUCUCCGUAUUUCGGUCGCUCGCUCGCUGCGUUUGUUUCGAUCGAGCGAACCAGCAGCUUUUCAUGGCGGCCAAUGGCUCAAGCGAUCCUGAUUCAGGAGUAGGGGGAGAAAGAUUCAAGGAAUGCACACAUUUGGUCAAUUUGGGAGCAAACACAUGAAUGAAACAUAAGAUUGAGUUUUUCAUAUCCUUAACAUUCUGUCCCUUAUUUUACUGCCCACAUUGCAAACUUGCUAGGCACAGUGAGAUUAAUGCUAUACUGUGUUUUCGGCAGACAUUAUUUCAAGAAACAUGCUAUUGAUUCAAGGAAAUCGAGAGCGUAAAGGUGGUAAUUCUGCUGGGUGUGUGCAAGAAAUGGAUGCAGUUUCCAACUCAAAUACACAGCUCGAAAAAAAUGAAAGAGAGGCUCGUGUAAAUGCUUUGUGGGAGCAGAUGAAUAACAACAAAUUAGCUAAAGUUCCUAAUUCUUUGUUUAACAAGCCCAAUUCCCCAAGUCAAACAUCAAAUGAAGCCUCUCCAAACUGGAUGGUCGCUCUUGGUCUAGCAUCUAGGAAGCCAUCACCUACCGUCUCUGGCAAUGACACACUUCAUAAAAGCAGCACACAAAAUGGCACGAGGGAGGAGGGAAAGAAGAUUGCUGCAGCUGCUCUGACUGCUGUCAAAGAAGUUGCUGCUGCUGCUGCUGCUGCCGCUGCCUCGAGUAGGGGUAAAAUUGAGAUCUCUGAGGUCCGGGAGUUUGCGGGUGAGGAGAUAGAAGUGAAGAAGCUCGUGGACUCUGACUCCAAGGAGGCAGCUGAGAAGGCGAAGUCAUCUUCAACCCCAGCCUCAGGCCUUGAUGCUAUACUUGAGCAAAUAAAGAAGAAGCCCAAGCUAAGCGUACUCGACAAGACCAAGAAAGAUUGGGGAGAGUUCAAGGAGAACAAGGGCUUAGAAGAAGAGCUAGAAGUCUAUAAGAAGAGCUCCAACCAGUACCUUGACAAGGUUUCCUUUCUCCAGAGAGCUGAUUAUAGGGAAUUCGAGAGGGAGAGGGAUGCACGCCUCGCCCACCAAGCGAAGAGACGGGCUGACAUGCGAGAGGAGCCUUAGGAAAAUGGGUCUUGUUGCCCUUCGAUUGGUGCCGAUGAUGGGCUACCCAGUGUUGGGUUGGUGGCCUUUUUUUGAGGAUAUUUUGUGGUCUGUGGUUAAGAAUGGGCGAGUACUUUGGGAGGGAAUGGUCGAAUUGGGCGUUUUUGGGUGGAAUUUUGGAAUUAAUAUAUCAAUGUUAAGUGAAUGGGGGAACGAGUUUUUUAUGGCCAUUCCCCAGCAUGAAACAAAGGAAGCAUGCUCUCUUGUCUU